AUGACUCGAUCGGAAGGAGGCGGGCGCACGCAGCACUUCUCGCACAUCUUUGCGCGUCUGCAGGAGCUGCAGAACUAUGGCUGGGACACGGACAUUGAGCCCUUCCACUCAUCGUAUGAUAACUGGCAUUUCUUCGGUUACGAGAAGCAAGCGCCCCGGCAGGAUCGCCCUCAGUCAAGAGGAAGGAGCGCCGUAACCUCCCCCACCUCUUUCAAGCUGUCGCAUUCGCCCGACUCCCUGACCCGAAGCCGCCCAACCAUAACACGCACUCACCGCAGUUCGGGCUCAGAUGCGAGCGCCUCUACCGUACAAACACAUCGCACCAACACCACCGCCAAAGGCGUGGCGAGAGAAGGCCGGACCGUCGUAUGCCGUGUCUCGCAGCAGACUCUGCGCCUCGAACGUGAGUUCCAGCUCGCCAAACUCGUCGUCAAGGAGUCGGAUCCAGAGUGCAAGCACUUUGUUCGGCCCAUAGAGUUUGUGAGGCUAUCGACCAAAGCCGGCGAGGAGCCUCUUGUCGCCAGCAUAUUCGAAGCCCCGGGGCCCAACUACCUCAACGACUUGGUCAACUUCGGCCCCAAUUUCUGGAAGGUUGGCAGUCAUGGACAGAGCGGUCAAUCAGAUGCUUCAUUGCCCAACCGUGGAAUACCUCUCCUUACCUUCCUCGACUUUGCCGUCGGAUCAGUCGAGUGUCUGGAAAUAUUGCACCACGGUCACGAAAUUGUCCAUGGAGAAAUUCGGGGCGAUGCCUUCCAUUUCGCUGAGAACGGGACAGUCAAGAUGAUCAAUUUUGGAUCAGGCGCACGAUCUUUCGAGAACGGACUGACAAGCGCCGGUUGGAGUACCCUGUCAAAAGAGACUGGCAUCGAAUUGAAAUUGGCCUUCAUAUCCCCUGAACAGACUGGUAGAAUGCCCGCUGAACCCGACACAAGAACCGACAUCUACAGUCUUGGCAUUCUCUUCUACACGAUGCUCUGCGGGCAGACGCCAUUCGAAGGCGCUACGGCUCUCGAUGUCAUGCAGAACGUCAUUAGCAAGCGAAUUCCUCCAAUUUCUUCCCGACGACUAGACAUCCCAGAGGCUCUGUCUGAGAUCAUACAACGUAUGACGCAGCGCAAUAUUGAGGAGAGAUACCACUCUACUUCAGGCUUGAAAUUCGAUCUCUUUCGUAUCCGCGAGCUUCUUUACGAUGGAGAUGUAGAAGGAUUGAAGGCCUUCCAUGUAGGCACCAAGGACAUCAGUUGCUUCUUCAACUUGCCCCUCAAACUAAUCGGGCGUGAGAAAGAACGCAAGACUAUAGUGGACGUGAUAGAGCGCGUAGCGAGGCAUCGUCGGAGUAACGUCAAAGCGUUGCAGAGCCUGAGCUCAGGUUCCUCCUUUUCAGAUCAACGACGAGACCUGCAAUUUGACGACAUCAUUUCCGAAAGCACUAGCUCAAGAGGCUCCGACAGCAGGCUCAACAGCGUUUCGGCAGAUGGUCCUGUAUUCAUGGAAAGCGCUCGGUCGAUGCAACAGGGCUCCCAAGAUAGUGUGGCACAAUCAGAAUCAUCAACGGCUGAAGGAAGUGUGGACAGUCGGCCCCAACUGCAAUCCGCGAGCCGAGGCCGUUCCAACAAUAGCAUUGAAAGCACCGGACUCUAUUCUCGCAGCCACCAAUCCAAUGAUGGCCUAAGAACUCUAGCCAGCACGCGAAAACUAAGGCGCAAGGCGCGAUGUGAGGUGAUAGCCAUCGCCGGUGCCACCGGGUUGGGUAAAUCUCGUCUCGUGCAGAGCGUACAGAGCACAGCAAGGAGCACUGGCUACUUCGCUAUGGCUAAAUUUGAUCCCGCCAAGAAAGCACCAUUUGACCCUAUUCUUCGGCUGAUGUCUUCUUUCUUCCGCCAAAUAUGUGAGGCGGACGUAACAACUGAAUUUCACCAGAGAUUGCGCCAUUACCUCAGGAACAGUGGAGUUUGGGCGGUGCUACGAACCUACCUUGAUCUACCGGAAUGGCUCUUGAACACGAACGGAAAGAGCCCGCAACAGAAGGACACGGAGCCCACUAAGGAUCUGACUCGACGGGCAUCAUCUCCUGCCGUUCACUGCGGAUCAGCUGGACAUACCGCCGAGGCUUGGCUACGAAGCGGAGGUGCUUCGAAAUCUUCCAGAUUCAUGAAUGUCUUCAUAGAUGUUCUACGACUCCUGGCAAUGCACAAGCUCUGCACAUGGAGUUUGGAAGAUGUUCAGUAUGCCGAUCCCGAAAGCGCUGAGCUGAUUCAUCACAUCGUGCAAGCCAAAAUUCCGCUUGUUCUCAUGCUCACGUACAGCGACGAAGAGACCCUACCCCGAGAACUCACCCCGCUACUGCGUCACGCUACUAGAGUACAACUUCUUCCUUUUGUAGAGGCCCAGACGGCCGACUACGUGGCUGAGACGCUACACCGGGACCAUCAGUAUAUCCUUCCUCUAGUAGCGGUAAUUCAGGAAAAGUCUCGAGGCAACCUCUUCUAUAUACGCGAGAUACUAGACACUUGCUAUCGGAAACGUUGCGUGUACUACGAGUGGCGGGAGAACACCUGGGUUUUCGACUUAGACAAAGUCUUCGCCGUUUUCGAGAGUCCAGAGUAUGGAUCAUCCGUUACGACUGACUUUAUAGCAAAGCGGUUGACAGAAUUACCAUCUUCCAGUAGGAAGCUCUUGGCGUGGGCAUCCCUCCUGGGUGGUACUUUCUCGUUCGAACUUCUGAAGAAGCUCCUUCAGCCUACAAACAAGCCCGCAGCUCAUGGGAGGCUACCACUUUUCGAGAGAGACGAGUCUGCCGUCACAGCUCUUGAUGCAGCAUUGAAAGCCUACGUACUCAUGCCUGCUGAACAAGAUGCUCGAUUCAGAUUCAGUCACGAUCGGUACCUUACAGCGGCUGUGAACUCCCUCGACAAGGAAUGGGAUACACAGUUGAUGCACUUCACCAUUGCCAAGAUGAUAACUUCCGGCGAGGAGUACAACGACGACUCAACUUCAGGUUCUAAGGCGUUGUACAUGCAGAGUCGCCACAUCUGUCUCGCUGCAGAACUGAUCAAGACCAAGGAAACAGUGCGAGCUCCAUUCCGUGAUAUGCUAUAUCAAGCUGGAGAAACUGCAUGCGAGUCGGGUGCGCGAUCAACUGGCAUCUACUACUUCGCACAUAGCCUCAUGCUUCUGCAAGACGAUCCAUGGGACGACAAUAGGCCGGACGUAUCCUACCAAGAGACGUUGCAACUCUUUGUGCGCUCGGCAGAAUGUUAUUGGCAUCAGGGCAUGUUCGAUGAGGCUCUUAGCUUGAUCCGGACGACCUUCCAGCAUGCCCGCGAUCCCUGCGAUAUGGCUAGUUCGUUCAUUCUACAGUCUAGGGUGUUCGCUAUUCGCGGCGACAGUUUCGGUGCGUUCCAGGCUCUCAAAGAUUGUUUGUCUUUGCUCAAUUCCCCUAUUCCUCCGACAACAUGGGAGGCGUGCGAUGCUCAGUUCCAGCAGAUAUAUGGCACGCUUCAGAACAUCGACAAGGAAGAACUGCUCAAGCGGCGUCCGUCUCCUGAUGACCGUGUCCUGAUGACUAUUGGACCUGUCUUCAUCGAACUCCUUAGUGCGGCGUUCUGGUCGAACAGCCUGCUUUUCUAUCAGGCGACGCUGAAGCUUAUCACCGUCCAUCUCGAAAAGGGUACCAUGUCACAGGUUGCCCUUGCAUACGUGCAUCUGGGCACUGUUGCGGGCGGUCGUUUCGGAAUGACGAAUUUCGCAGUCGACAUGGGUGCGAUUGCAAAGCGAAUCUUUCAGAUGUUUCCUGAAGACUACUACACCCUGGGACGAGGUCAAACUUUGCAGCCAAUGUUUCUGGGUCACUUGGAAGCGCCUGUAGGCGAUCUCAUACCGAGCUUAGAAGCAGCCUUGCAGGCUUCACUAACUGCUGGCGAUCGCAUCCUCACACUUCUAAAUCUUGGUGUACAGGCUCACUUUAGGGUCAUGGCUUCAUACGACGUCGCAGAAUUGGAAGCCUGGAUUGAAGAAACACCGCUCGAUAUGCGAAAUUGGCAGAAAGACAUGCGUGGAGGAGUUUUUCUCAUGGCUGCUCGUCAAUAUGCAAGAGCGCUCCAGGGAAAGACUGACUCAAGCAACGCUCUUUCCCUCCUCUCGGAUGACGAUCACAAUGAGGUCGAGUACAUUGAGUUCCUCGAAAAUACGGCCAGCAAUCCCAAGCGUCCCAAGUCUAUAUAUCUUGCAACCAAACUUCCGUUGUUGGUACUCUAUGGUCAUCAUUCGAAUGCAGUGGCUCUUGGGGAGAUGCUACUGCCAAUGCUGAGCAGUCUCUGGUCAGAACGACUCAAUUACUCGGUCCGAUACUACUUAUCGUUAGCAUACAUGGCUGUUCUUCGAGAGAAGCCCGCUCAUAGCCGGAGAGACGAGAUGGUAAAACACGUUCAUGAGACCCUCAAAUUGCUCGAGACAUGUUGCACCACCACUGAUGUCAACUACCGGGGCUGGAUACAUCUUCUCACUGCCGUCCUCGGGGAUGUUAAUGCCGAUCCGCAAUCCGCGCUGGAGAAUUAUGAGGCAGCCAUGGAGCAUAGCGAACGUUACGAGUUUGCAUUGGACGAAGCGUUUGCUCUCGAGCUCUACACUGGAUGGUUGGUAGACAAGAAGGCCUACAGGGCGGCCCGACACUCUUUGAAAGACUGCAUCUCGGUAUAUCGGAGGAUGUCAGCAUACGGAAAAGCAAAUCACUUCGCGAGUCGGUAUGAGUGGCUAGUGCGUAGUGGCGCCUCGCUCACGACAGUGGACCAAGCUGUGCAAACCUCCCUCGUAGAUACGGGUAACACGGCCUUCAGACUGGAGCAAAAUGACCAUGAUCAAUUUCUGGGCGCGGAGACUGCAGUCGAUCGAACACAGAACUGGAUUGUCCCGGAAACACGGCGCCAAGAGUCUGCUCCAGCUCUACACAACGGUCUCUCGGCUGUCGGUCUGGACAUGCUAGACCUAUCCUCAAUCUUGGAGUCGAGUCAAGUCUUGUCUAGCGAGCUCGUCGUCGACAAGUUGAUGGCGAAGAUGAGUACCAUUUUGCUCGAAUCUACGGGCGGUACCUUGUGCGGCAUAGUGAUUGAAGACUCACAAAUCGAAUGGUCGAUCGCAUGCGUUGCCACCAACGAGCCUGACAACGACAGUGGGGUCUCUUCCGGCGUCACAUCCUUCCCUGCUAGUCAACCUUUAGAUACUGUGGACGAUGUUGUUGCGCGGCAAGUGACGCUCUACACACUCCGCUUCCGAGAGAUAGUCUUCGUCCAGAAUCUACUAGAAGACGACCGCUUCUCCAACGUUUCUGACGCCUACCUCCAACGGAAUCCCGAGGGGAAGGCAGUCAUCUGCAUCCCGAUUCUGCACAGCGAUCACCUUCUUGGUUCAAUAUACGUCGAGGGCCCGCCGAAUUCGUUUACCGAACGUAACACCCAGGUGCUUCGGUUACUGGUGAAUCAAAUUUCCAUCUCCUUAGCCAAUGCACUGCUUUUCAAAGAGGUGGAAAGAGUAUCCGCAAGCAACGAAGCCAUGCUUGAGAUGCAGAAACGCGCUUUGUCACAGGCGCGGGCAGCAGAGAUCAAGGCGAAAGAGGCUGAAGCCAUAGCUGUGCGUAACAUGAAGCUGAAAGAAGAAGCCGCGAAGGCAAAGAGUUUGUUCCUGGCCAAUGUGUCGCACGAGUUGCGUACUCCCUUGAACGGCGUGAUUGGUAUGUCUGAGCUGUUGAAGGCUUCACCGCUAAACUCGGAACAAACCGGAUACGCCGAUUCAAUUCGUGUCUGCGCCGAUACGCUGCUCUCGAUCAUUAACGACCUUCUGGAUUACUCCAAGCUCGAGGCUGGCAAAAUGAAUGUCUUGGAGAUGCCCAUUUCAUUGAGCGAAACAAUUGCGGAAGUAGUCCGCGCUUUGGCCUACACAAACGCCGAAAGAGGCCUCAAAACCAUUGAGCAAUUGCAUCUGGAUCCAGAGAUGCUCGUUAUGGGCGACCCUGUUCGAUUGCAUCAGAUCCUCAUGAACUUGCUGUCCAACAGCUACAAGUUCACGCCACGAGGAUCUGUCACUGUCCGCGCUGUUGUUGACCAAGAGACAGACGACUGGGCAGAUGUGACAUGCAGCGUUAUAGAUACUGGCAUCGGUAUUCCAGAUGAACAGAAGCAGAAAUUGUUCCUUCCUUUUUCGCAGAUAGAGUCCAGCUCUGCUAGGAGCUACGGCGGCACUGGCCUUGGUCUGAGUAUUUGCAAAGCUCUCAUAGAGAACGUUAUGCAUGGUACAGUACGUCUCGACAGCCAGCCAGGCCAAGGUACAACAGUCACCUUUUCGUUGCGAUUCAAGAAGGUGCCGAAAGCGCAAGCAGGCAGUCAGCAGCAAAGGACACGAGAGCCAGACCCUAUGGCUAGGUUCUCAAGUCAGGAAAACAAUGGCCAUGAGCAACUGUCGGGUUCCUGCAUCGAUCUUUCCACGAUACCCAGACGAGAACUACGGGUCUGCAUUGCGGAAGACAACUUGAUCAACCAGCGCAUCGCAAUCAGCUUCGUGCAAAAGCUUGGCUUCAAAUGCGACGCUUAUCUCGACGGAUACAAGACUAUCGACGCUCUUGAGCGUGCUUCGGAGAAUGGUCGCCCCUUCCAUCUUAUUCUCAUGGAUGUGCAAAUGCCGCAUUGUGAUGGCUACGAAGCUACGAAACUGAUCCGCAAGCAUCCCAAUCCCGAGAUUCGAAAUGUACUCAUCAUUGCCAUGACCGCUUCCGCUAUACAAGGAGACCGCGAGAAGUGCCUGGAAUCCGGUAUGAACAAUUACCUCGCGAAACCGGUUCGCGCGCAGACGCUCAAAGCGCUACUGGACUCGUACCUGAACAAGAACAAGGAGGUGGAGGAAAUCCCCAAUCUUGCGAUCGAGGCGAAGAAGUUGGUCAAACAAGCAUUGAACGAAGCUGAAGCGCUGCCUGAUGUCACGAGUGGACACAAGGAUCUCGAGAAAGACGUGCAAAAUGGAAAUGCUGCAGAAGACGGGAAGAAGCUGGAAAGGCCGUCCAGCGUUCGUAUGAGCACCACCCAACACAUAUUACCCAACGGCAAGACGGAGCCUGUACCGCCUUCCGAGUAA
Alternaria incomplexa is the source of this 7119-nucleotide messenger RNA. RefSeq lists its product as uncharacterized. Gene Ontology annotation, biological process: phosphorelay signal transduction system; protein autophosphorylation. Bases 1 to 7119 code for a protein of 2372 amino acids. The record is from RefSeq and is a predicted model, not a curated record. The transcript has 7 exons. Gene Ontology annotation, molecular function: phosphorelay sensor kinase activity; ATP binding; histidine phosphotransfer kinase activity. NCBI's taxonomy places the organism in Eukaryota, Fungi, Ascomycota, Dothideomycetes, Pleosporales, Pleosporaceae.